Gadus macrocephalus (Pacific cod) is the source of this 4566-nucleotide messenger RNA. RefSeq names its product ATPase phospholipid transporting 8A2 (gene atp8a2). The coding region runs from base 219 to 3536 and encodes 1105 amino acids. NCBI's taxonomy places the organism in Eukaryota, Metazoa, Chordata, Actinopteri, Gadiformes, Gadidae. Gene Ontology annotation, biological process: phospholipid translocation; neuron development. The transcript is spliced from 33 exons. The record is from RefSeq and is a predicted model, not a curated record. Gene Ontology annotation, cellular component: plasma membrane. Gene Ontology annotation, molecular function: magnesium ion binding; ATP binding; ATPase-coupled intramembrane lipid carrier activity.
UCAUCCGGUCCGCGCACCCGGUGAUGAACGGAGUUCUCGAGCUACCGGAGAGACUGUUGACAAUGACAAUCCUCACGGUCCCACUGAGAACAUGAUCCUCCGCCAGCCGCCACAGGCCUGUCCCAGAGCCGCAGUGCCCUGCUGUGUUUGUGGGCCGUGAGCAUGCCCUCGCCCCGGCCCGGUCCUUUCAGCCUGACGUCGAAGCAACCUAAAGCAGGAUGUAUUUCAACCGCUCCAAGAAGAUCCACAGCGAAGGAGAACAGUUAGUGUUGACCGCCAUUAGGCAGGACUCCAGCGAGCUACCAGAGUCUGCUACCAUGCGCGCCCGCCUCACAGACCGGUUUGAUAAAACAUCGCCUCUCUCUCAUCAAUCCAACGGUGCAGGACCCGCUUGCUCUUCCGCCGGGUACCGCAAGGCAGACGAUGAGAUGUCCGGUACUACUUCCCAGGCGGAGACCCUAGAUGCCACGGCGCGGAGCAUCCACCUCCACCAGCCCCAGCUCACCAAAUUCUGCGAUAACCACGUCAGCACAACCAAAUAUGGCGUCCUCACCUUCCUGCCGCGCUUCCUCUACGAGCAGAUCCGCCGUGCCGCCAACGCCUUCUUCCUGUUCAUCGCACUCAUGCAGCAAAUCCCUGACGUGUCGCCGACGGGUCGGUACACCACGCUGGUGCCCCUCAUCUUCAUCCUCACCGUGGCCGGGAUUAAAGAGAUCAUAGAGGACUACAAAAGGCACAAGGCAGACAACACGGUCAACAACAAGAAGACAACAGUUCUGCGAAACGGAGCCUGGCAGACUGUCAUCUGGAAGCAGGUGGCAGUAGGAGACAUAGUGAAGGUGACCAAUGGGCAGCACCUUCCAGCUGACAUGGUCAUCGUGUCCUCGAGUGAGCCUCAGGCCAUGUGCUACACAGAGACCUCCAACCUGGACGGCGAGACCAACCUGAAGAUCCGACAGGGUCUCCCGCUCACCGCUGGGCUCCAGUCCCUAGAAGAGCUGAUGACUCUGUCCGGUCGUCUGGAGUGUGAGGGGCCCAACAGACACCUGUACGACUUCACUGGCACCCUGCGGCUGGAGAACCUCAACCCGGCUCCGCUGGGGCCCGACCAGGUGCUGCUGCGGGGCGCCCAGCUCAGGAACACCCAGUGGGUGGUGGGUAUCAUCGUCUACACGGGACACGACUCCAAACUCAUGCAGAACUCAACCAAGGCCCCCCUGAAGCGCUCCAACGUGGAGCGGGUGACCAACGUUCAGAUCCUGGUUCUGUUCUGCAUCCUGUUGGUCAUGGCUCUGGUCAGCUCGGUGGGCGCGGCCAUCUGGAACCGCACGCACACCGAGGAGAACUGCUGGUACCUGUCCCGCGCAGGGGACAUCUCCACCAACUUUGCCUACAACUUGUUGACCUUCAUCAUCCUCUACAACAACCUGAUCCCCAUCAGCCUGCUGGUCACUCUAGAGGUGGUCAAGUUCACACAGGCCCUCUUCAUCAACUGGGAUGAGGAGAUGUACUACAGCGAGACGGACACGCCCGCCAUGGCCCGAACCUCCAAUCUGAACGAAGAACUCGGUCAGGUGAAGUAUCUCUUUUCAGACAAGACGGGAACUCUGACCUGCAACGUCAUGAACUUCAAGAAGUGCACCAUUGCCGGGAUUACAUAUGGACACUUCCCUGAUCUAGAAUGUGAUCGUUCAAUGGAGGACUUCAGCCAACUUCCUGCCAGUACCAAUAACUCCACGGAGUUUGACGACCCCGCCCUGAUCCAAAACAUUGAGAACCACCCCACCUCCUCUCAGAUCUGUGAGUUCCUGACCAUGAUGUCUGUGUGCCACACGGUGGUCCCAGAGCGGGACCAGGAGACCCUCAUCUACCAGGCCUCCUCCCCCGACGAGGGGGCGCUGGUCAAGGGGGCCAAGGGCCUGGGCUUCGUGUUCACGGGCCGCACCCCCGACUCUGUCAUCAUCGACGCGAGAGGGAAGGCGCAGACCUACGAGCUCCUCAACGUGUUGGAGUUUUCCAGUAACCGCAAGCGCAUGUCAGUGGUGGUGAGGACCCCCAGCGGGAAGCUCCGCCUCUACUGCAAAGGAGCCGAUAACGUGAUCUUCGAGCGGCUGACCGAAGCAUCACAGUACAAGGAGCUGACUGUGGCCCACCUGGAACAGUUUGCUACUGAAGGCCUGAGGACCCUGUGUUUUGCCUAUGUGGACCUGGAGGUGUCUGCGUACCAGGAGUGGCUGAAGGAGUACACACGCAUCAGCACCGUGAUCAAGGACCGCGCCCAGAAGCUGGAGGAGUGCUACGAGCUGCUGGAGAAGAACCUGCUGCUGCUGGGGGCCACGGCCAUCGAGGACCGGCUGCAGGCCGGGGUCCCGGAGACCAUCGCCACCCUGAUGAGGGCCGACAUCAAGAUCUGGGUGCUGACCGGAGACAAGCAGGAGACGGCCAUCAACAUAGGUUACUCCUGUCGCCUGGUGACACAUGGCAUGUCCCUCAUCAUCGUCAAUGAGGACUCUCUGGAUGCGACCCGGGCCACCCUGACGGCCCACUGCACGGCGCUGGGCGACUCGCUGCGCAAGGAGAACGAGCUGGCGCUCAUCAUCGACGGGCAGACGCUGAAGUACGCGCUCUCCUUCGAGCUGCGCCAGGCCUUCCUCGACCUGGCCCUGUCCUGCAAGGCCGUCAUCUGCUGCCGGGUGUCUCCUCUGCAGAAGUCUGAGAUCGUGGACAUGGUGAAGAAGCACGUGAAGGCCAUCACGCUGGCCAUCGGCGACGGGGCCAACGACGUGGGCAUGAUCCAGACGGCCCACGUGGGCGUGGGCAUCAGCGGCAACGAGGGCAUGCAGGCCUGCAACUCCUCUGACUACUCCAUAGCGCAGUUCUCCUACCUGGAGAAGCUGCUAUUGGUGCACGGGGCCUGGAGCUACAACCGUGUCACCAAGUGCAUCCUGUACUGCUUCUAUAAGAACGUGGUCCUCUACAUUAUAGAGCUCUGGUUCGCCUUUGUCAAUGGCUUCUCGGGCCAGAUCCUGUUUGAGCGCUGGUGUAUAGGACUCUAUAAUGUGAUCUUCACGGCCCUGCCCCCGUUCACCCUGGGCAUCGUGGACCGGCCCUGUAGCCAACAGAACAUGCUGCGCUUCCCCCAGCUCUACCGCAUCACCCAGAACGCAGAGGGCUUCAACACCAAGGUGUUUUGGGGUCACUGUAUCAACGCCCUGAUUCACUCAAUCAUUCUCUUCUGGUUCCCGCUCAAAAUGUUAGAGCAUGACUCCCCCUUCAGCGACGGCCACGGGAACGACUACCUGUUUGUGGGGAACAUGGUGUACACGUACGUGGUAGUUACAGUCUGUUUGAAGGCUGGGAUUGAGACCACGGCCUGGACCAGGUUUUCUCACCUGGCCGUGUGGGGCAGCAUGAUCCUGUGGCUGGUGUUCUUCGCCGUCUACUCCACCUUUUGGCCGGCCAUCCCCCUCGCCCCUGACAUGCGAGGCCAGGCAAGUCUCACUCCAGAAACCUGUCCAUCAAUCCCCUCACUUUAGACCUGAAUCCUACCCCCCCACUAACACGUAUCCCCUGUCCUGUUCAUGGAGAACCCCCCCUCACCCAAGCUUGUCUUGGCGCCUGCAGGACUCUGCACUUGGGUGUUCCAUGUCGGUGUCACCCCCGGGGGGAGAUUUAUGCCCCACCAGCCCCUCUUAGUCUCUCCAGGGGCAGUCCCGCACCUGCCGUGCCGGUCACUUGAGCCCCAGGCUUUCUACGGCCUUCUGUGGAGGUGUUGAGUCAAGGAGAGGGACUGCUGUUGGUUUCCUGGGCAGAGGUCGGGGGUGGGUAUAGGUGGAGGAUGGGGAGGAAGGAUGGGAUAAACGGGUCAGAGGCGUGUGUGUGUGUAUCUGUGCACGUGUGUGCGCAUGCUAUGGUAGUGAAGAGGAAAUGGGGGGGGGGGGGGGGAAACGUGCACACGCACAUACACACACACACAACACCAGCCCAUUCAUUGAAUUAGUGUCAGCAGCAGGAAUGUGGUGGAAUAAGUGCAGCUGUUGGUCCACCAGGGAGCGGAGACAUCCUCAUCAGACCGCCCCACCUCCGGCCACAGCACCAGCCUGAGCUUCUGCUUCCACUCCGUCUCUAUCUCUGUUUUCAUCUGGCCAUGGGGGACAGAAUGGAAAAAACUGCAGCGGGCCAGAUCUGGAGUUGUGUGUGUGUGUGUGUGUGUGUUUUGCAUAGAUAAAGGACCCACUGGUGUGUGAAAUGAAAGCAACAUGUCUGGUUAUGUCUGUGCUUGUUUGUACAGGGAGCAGAGAAGUCUUGAUUUGAGGCUGGGAUAAGCGUGGAUUUAUAUUUGUGUCCUGCUCUAAUGCGUAUGCAGGCUCUGUGAACUGAACAGAGUUCCUGUUUGUGUCACACACGGAGAGAGAGAUGUUUAUUUGACGUCUUGAUUCAUCGUUCCACCGAUGUGUUUCCAGCUGUCGCCCCAAGAAUUUGUAAAUGGUUUCUCCGAUUUAGUGUUCGGGUGGAUUCCCGCGGCGGGCCUGGGGUCAGCUGUCCUGAUGGCCUGCUGUCCUUCCA